This is a messenger RNA of Purpureocillium takamizusanense, 567 nucleotides long. RefSeq lists its product as uncharacterized. The record is from RefSeq and is a predicted model, not a curated record. The transcript has a single exon. The coding region runs from base 1 to 567 and encodes 188 amino acids. Lineage: Eukaryota; Fungi; Ascomycota; Sordariomycetes; Hypocreales; Ophiocordycipitaceae.
AUGACGACUGUCCACGCCAACCUUGCAUCGACAUCCGUGUCACAGGACUGCACCAUGGCGAGCACGCGCUUGUUCGACGAAGAGGUCGAUGGAGAACUGUCACCUCCGAGUCAGGCGCACUCCCGAGAUGAUACCCAUGCCGGCUUCUCAUGGGACUUCUUCUUCGGCGACACCCAGCAUUUCGAGUCACUGGACGGUGACUCUACGACAGCCGACGGGUCUAUGUUGGAUCCUCUCCCUGCCAUGCCUCUUGAACUCAGCAUGACGGAAUUCUUGCAGCUAUGCGAGGAGGCAUUCUCAAUCACUGCAAAACGGCAGGUCAUAUCUGUUGGUAGCGAAACCUACGCCUUGAUGGGCGAUGGUAGCGACUGCGUUGACCUCACCGAGCCGUUGGUGGAUAUCCUGGUGGUUUCCGGUCAAGCUUAUCGCGUUGCUGACCCCGCAGGAGAUUGGUGUGUUGAACUUACCCAGCCCCUGGAGAAUGUCGUCGUGGUCAAAGGCACUGCUGUGGCCCGACGCCCACGAAGUCGCCACAUUGGCAAGCCGGUGCAGGACUUGAACGGAUAG